AUGGUGCAAUCACAAUUUUCUCUAUCCUGGGACUCUUAUAAAGCAAAUAUCUGCAAUGGAUUUAGUUCUUUACAACAGAAUGGUGAAUUUGUUGAUAUGACUAUAGCAGCAGAUGGCCAUUUCGUAAAAGUUCAUCAGAUGUUGGUAGCAUUAGCUAGUCCUUACCUCAAGGAUCUUAUUACUUCGGCUGCAUGUCAACAUCCUAUUAUAUUCUUAAAUAAUGUAUCACACCGAGUUUUAUGUUUACUACUAGAAUAUAUUUACACUGGAGAAGCUGUUGUGCCUGCAGAAUAUCUCACGUCAUUUGCAGAAACAGCAAAGUCACUUCACAUAAGAGGUCUUGAGAACAUUGGAUCUGCCAGUACUUUGCCUGUUAAAAUGACGGGAGCCAUCCGUCAUUUCGAUGAUGGGGAUAUUUGUCCAGUUAGUGGGACUAAACAGAUUAUAGUCUCUGCCGCAGAAAAGCUAGAUGAAGUAAGCCUACCAGUAAAUGCAAGAAAGAUUUUCAUAAAACGUGGUUCUUCCGCGACAAAAAAUGAACCAUCAUCAAAGACAUCAACACCAAAAGACAAUAUGCAUGACUACCCGGAUUUAAUAGACGAUUAUGCCAUACAGGAUUCUGACGAUGGAUUUAAAAUGGAAGAUAAUAAAGACACGCGUAGUCAAGAUAAACCAUCCACCAAACUGCAAUUCACUGUUUCAAUCCGAGGCUCGUUACAAGUAAUUUUAAACAGAUACAUUUAUAACCUUCAUUCGACAACGCAGUCUGGUCUUCGACGCUGGCGGUGUGUGGAUUAUAGAAAUAAUAAAUGUUCAGCUUAUGUCACAACUAAAGGCAAUGUUGUUCUCAAUAGGGCAAACCUCCACAAUCACUCUUUCCAUGAUAAAAAGAUAUUGUCCAAGAUAGAAAAGAAAGCUAUAUACUCCGCAAUAGAAGAGGUUGAAUGUUAUAAAGAGAAAGAGAACAGUGAAGCGAACGAGAACAGGUCUAAUGAAGAUGUCGAGAUGGCAGUGGAAACUGAAGGGUUCAUAUCGCUUGAAGAACUUGGUGAACAUGAUCCCAAAAGUGAGUUUUUUGUUGUGGAUUUAAGACAGAAGCUUAAAAUGUUGAAGUCAUUAAUAUUCAUAUUUAUUGUAUUACAACUACAUAACAAUAUUGCCGGACCAUUGCGAAACAAGUACCAUUGUUACUCGGCACUACAUUCAGUUGACAUUUUUCGAGAGUACAUAAAGAUUGAUACGAGUCAAGAAGGAAAUUUAAAAUAUGCAAUUCUUUUUUGGAUUCGUCAAAUGUCAGAUUUGGGCAUACCGUACACGGUCUAUGAACCAGCUGGCAAGCCUAUUUUCGUCGCCACGGUAGAAGGCUCCGAUCCUUCUCUGCCUAGUAUUAUGCUUAACUCGCAUAUGGACGUUGUUAAGGUUGACCCGACAGAAUGGAAAUAUCCGCCAUUUGAUGCACACAUGGACGAAAACGGUGACAUUUAUGGCCGUGGCACACAGGACACCAAAGACGUUGCUAUUCAAUACCUGGAAGCAAUUAGAAAUCUAAGAAAAGAUAAUAUCACUUUGGCAAGGACUAUAUACUUCACGUUGAUGCCAGAUGAAGAAUCAGGAGGAACAUGCGGAAUGAAGGCUUUUGUAAAGACCCAAGCUUUUAAAUCGUUCAAUAUUGGCUUUGCUCUUGAUGAGGGAUUAACCAGCACAGAAGACUUUCUUUAUGCGACUUUUGUGGAUAGGAGACCUUGGCAAAUGCAGUUCGUCAUCAAAGGAGAGGGUGGUCAUGGGUUCACAAUGCCAGAUAACUCUACCAUGUCCAAGACCCAAAAAUUCAUAAACGCCGUAAUAGCCUACAGAGACACGCAAAAGCAGAUCAUGAAAACAAAAAGUAAGGACGAUUUUGCUGGGUAUACCAGUUUGAAUAUAAAUAUGAUAAAUAGUGGACUAGGCAUGAAUAUUAUACCUACAAAACUAAUGCUCAACGUUGAUAUGAGACUAUCUACGGACGCUGAUGUUACGGAGAUGGAAGCUAUUGUGAAUUCUUGGAUAUUAGCGGCCGGUAACACAAUUGAUCUUACAUAUCUACGUAAAGAAACCGAGUCGGCUAUAACUUCUGUUGACGACACAAACCCCUACUGGAUCUCCAUGCGAAACUCUUUGACUGGAAUGGGUAUAAAGUUGAAUCCAGUUGUUUGCCCAGCUACAUCUGACAUGCUGGUGGUUCGUAAUCUGGGCAUACCUGCUAUUGGCUUCUCACCCAGGCGGAGGACGAUACCCAGGUUGCAUGGCAAAGAUGAAUACCAAAACGUACUAACAUUCCUUAAAGGAAUAGAGAUAUAUACAGAACUGAUAAAAAAUUUAGCAAACCUACCUGAACCAAAGUGUUUACAUUUAAAAAAAUAA
Arctia plantaginis is the source of this 2400-nucleotide messenger RNA. The record is from the annotation of a GenBank genome assembly. NCBI's taxonomy places the organism in Eukaryota, Metazoa, Arthropoda, Insecta, Lepidoptera, Erebidae.